CUUGCAUUAUUUGGAAUGUUAAUCGGUCCAAUGAACGCCUUUCCUUGGGUUAUUAAUGGUGUUAUGGAAGCAACUGUAUCUAUUCAACGUAUUAUGAAACUGUCCUACCUGUCACAAGGUCCAUUUCCAGUAGAAUUGACUACUACAUCACUUUCUGACGCUGGUACACCAACAGAUAUUCCGAUUGUAUGUUCUUUUGCCGAGAAAUCUACAAUCAGUAUGCCAGUAAAUAUUGUCAAUGAAUCAUUUUAUUAUACUGAUCCGGAUAAACUGGUACUGAAGAAUAUCAGUCUUCAAGUGCAAUGGGGCGAAUUGAUCUGUGUUACUGGGCCAGUCGGUUCUGGUAAAUCAUCCCUACUUCUAAGUAUUUUGGGUGAACUACAGUCAAUUACUCCUGAAAAUGAGCUCAGAAAUCAAAAUUCACGACUUCGAUAUGCCUAUGUUGGACAAACUCCCUGGCUUCAUGCUGGAACUAUACGAGAAAAUAUUCUAUUUGGUUCUAAUUAUGAUCCAGCAUGGCUGAAUACUGUAGUUGAAGCCUGUGCUCUAGUAACUGAUUUGGACAACCUACCUCAUGGUUUGGAUACAGAUGUCGGUGAAGCUGGUGGUAGUCGUCUUAGUGGGGGACAACGAGCUCGUGUUGCUCUAGCUCGAGCUGUUUAUCAAAAAGCGGAUGUCUAUCUUUUGGAUGAUCCUUUAUCUGCACUUGACGUGGAUGUUAGCCAACUGGUGGCUAGCAAUUGUUUACUUGGUCUUCUGUCGGGAAAAACUCGAAUUAUUGUCACACAUCAAUUGGACUGGUUUAUGAAUACUACUGAUAGUGGGAAUGCUGCAGUGGACUUUAUUGUUGAAUUAAAAGAUGGAACUAUCAACCGAAGAAUUUCAGGCGAUCCUAACUCCAAUCCCCUGCAUCAAUCUACUGGUGAAAUUAAUAAUAUUUCAGGUCAUGAUGAGUCCGGAUUAUUCAGUAACAAUGACCAUAACAAUAAUAAUAAUAAUGAAAAUGGUAUUCACACUAUCGAUCAUGAAUCCUCAGUGCAAAUUGAUGAUGAUGAUGACGAUGUACCGUUAAUCGAUACUAAAGCUGAUAUCACCGCUGGCACAUCUGAGUUAAACCAUAACAAUCUAGAGAAUGGUGAUGAUAAUAAUAACGAUGUAACUAUGGAACAUAUAGCAAUGGGUUCAAUUAGUCCUCAUGUAUACAAGUCAUAUAUUCGUGCUGUUGGUUAUAUUCUGACUCUUUGUAUCAUUGUCUCCCUAUUGUUGAUGCAAGGUACUCGAAAUGCAUCUGAUUGGUGGUUAUCACGUUGGGUACAACAGAAUGGAAAUUUAUCUUCAUCAUCAUCAUCAUCAUUAUUCAAGGGAAUGAUGUCAUAUUCAAGCAAUUCAUUUCUUCCAGUUCAGUCUAUAAACUAUAAAGCCUUCAAUUUACACUCUAAACAUGAUACACAUCUAAUUAACUAUAAUCCAUCUACUAUUAAUGAUAUGCCACAAAAAAAUAAUAUGUAUCAUCUGAAUUCUACUACUCUAUAUCAUCUAAAGAUUUAUUCAAUUAUAGUGGCUAGUAAUAUACUCGCUACUGUAUUUCGUGCUGUAUCAUUCGCUUUCGGUGGUCUAGUUGCAGCAUCAGUUAUUCAUGAAUCUGCGUUGGAUACAAUUCUAGAGGGACGAUUGAAUUACUUUGAUAGUACACCACUAGGUCGUAUUGUAAAUCGUUUUUCAUCUGAUGUUGGCACUGUGGACGAUGCGUUACCAUUCCAACUGAAUAUACUGUUGGCUAGUUUAGCUGGAUUAUUGGGGGCAUUAUUUAUUGUUUGUCUAUCCUUGCCAACUUUAAUCUUCUUCCUGUUACCGCUUGUAUUUAUUUUUUGGUCUAUUCAAAGACAAUAUCGUGGAGCUGCAAGAGAUUUGAAAAGAAUAUCAAGUGUUGUCCGUUCGCCUGUUUACGCUCACUAUACAGAUACUUUGUCUGGUCUAACAGUAAUACGUGGUCUAGGCCAAGAAAUUCGUUUCCGCCAAAUAACAGCCUCCAAGUUAAGUGAUCAAAUACGCGCUGAAUUGACCAGUUUAGCUGCUGGUUCAUGGUUAAGUAUUAGAUUACAGUUAAUUGGUACCGGUGUCAUCGCUUGUGUUAUCGGUAUAUCAUUGGUCGGUAGAUUGUUUAACUGGACACAAGUUGCAGCUAUUGGUUUAUCAACUACCUAUGCAUUAAAUAUUGCCGGCUUAAUGACUAGUACAGUGUAUGAUAUGACUGAGACAGAGAAAAAUCUUGUUGCUGUAGAACGUUGUCAAGAGUUGACAGAUGAUACCCCAAUCGAAUGUGAUACUGUAUCAAUUAAACCAACAGCACCUCAACCUCGUUCUUCAUCACACAAUCAUCUUCGUUUACCGAGACAACGAAAAAGUGGUAUUACAUAUCCAGUUGGAGUACCCUUCAAUUGGCCAGCAUCAGGAUCUAUUUUCUUCAAUAACGUUUCGCUUACAUAUCGUCGUCACCAGUGUCAGUCAACUGCUGAACAACAGUCAAUUAAACCUUUAGAAGAAAUCAAUUUCACUGUGAAACCAGGUGAAUGCGUCGGGAUUGUUGGACGUACAGGAUCUGGUAAAAGCAGUCUGAUAAAAGUGUUAAUGCGUCUGGUUGAUCAUCUCCCUGGACCAUAUACAAAUGAAUAUGUAGCUAGUCAAACAGGAUUUGUAGGUGCUACUGGUGAGGUGUUUGUCGACGGAGUAGACAUUCGUACUGUUCCUCUCGGUCUUCUACGCUCUCGAAUUCUAUCUGUUUGUCAAGAACCAUUCCUUUUUUCUGGAUGUUUACGGGAUAAUCUAGAUCCUGAAAAUCAGCUAGACGACUCAACUUUAGAAGAUGCAUUGCUUACUUGUCAACUGGCUGGAGAUCGUUUACAAGCCUCUGAAUGGUUAACACGUAAUGUUGGAGAAUCAGGACGUGGUAUAUCUGCUGGUCAACGACAGUUGAUUUGUCUUGCUAGAGCUUUACUUCGUCAACCUCGACCUAAAAUUAUUUGUUUAGAUGAAGCGACUGCUUCAAUAGACGAUAAGUGUGAAGAAAUUAUUCAUCAAAUAUUGGAACGAGAAUUUAAAGGAGCUACUAUAUUACUCAUAGCCCAUCGACUUUCUUCUAUCAAUCGUCUGUGUUCACGUGUUAUAGUUAUGCAAUCUGGACGAAUAAUUGCAGAUGGUCCACCAGAAGAAACACUCUCCACUGUAUUUAAGCACAUCAAAGCUACAGAUCUGAUUACAUUAUGA
Molecule: messenger RNA, 3264 nt
Organism: Trichobilharzia szidati
Lineage: Eukaryota; Metazoa; Platyhelminthes; Trematoda; Strigeidida; Schistosomatidae
Source: the annotation of a GenBank genome assembly